Aspergillus ibericus CBS 121593 is the source of this 1007-nucleotide messenger RNA. RefSeq names its product terpenoid synthase. The transcript has a single exon. Lineage: Eukaryota; Fungi; Ascomycota; Eurotiomycetes; Eurotiales; Aspergillaceae. The coding region runs from base 44 to 994 and encodes 316 amino acids. Gene Ontology annotation, molecular function: carbon-oxygen lyase activity, acting on phosphates. The record is from RefSeq and is a predicted model, not a curated record.
CUCGGAUUUCCCCCACCUAUCAUGGCCAAGUGGUUUGUAAUUUAUGGAUGACCAAAUUCCUCCCAUAAUGUCCACAAGUGCCCAACCUGAACGUUUCUUUACCUUGGUAUCUUCAUUUCUGAAAAAUGUUUUCUUGUCCAUUCCCAAAGUGCCAGAUGAUGAACCCUUUGAUGCAGAAGUCCUCAACCACUUUAAGCUGUCUGGACUGCCAUCGGACGAUGUUCACAAAUAUUCCAAAGCAGCAGGUUUCAUUGCCCGGUGCUUCUACCCACACUUGAAUCGCGAGACGCAAUUAUCGAUUGGAGUGUGGACCGCGUACAUUUUCUCAAUGGACGAUCUAUGUGAGGGAACCGAGUUCAGGGAAAAAUUGAAGAAUCACCGUGACUACAUGUUUGGAAACCGUCAUGCCCAGUGGGCUUUUCUAGACGGUUUCUUCUCAUCUCUGCAUGAUCUGUGCGGCAGAUACGAGCCUUUUGUGGGAGAUAUGAUCACGAAGUCUUCUCUGGAUUACCUCAGUGUGAACGUCCUCGAAGUCGAACAAAAUGGGAAAUUCAAGGUGGAUUCUAAUACGCGUCUAUUUCCCGCGUUCCUCCGUCAGAAGAGCGCAAUCGGCGAGGCAUAUGCAUUCGCCAAUUUUCCAAAAGGCGCCUUCGAUAUCGCGUCUUAUAUUACCAUGAUUCCUGACUUAACUCUCGUUGUUGGGCACCUCAAUGAUGUGGUCUCCUUCUACAAGGAAUCAAUUGUUGGCGACGAGCAGGACACGACAAUGAUGCUUGUUUCUGCAGUCGAAGGGUGUUCGGCUUACGAAACACUGGAGAAGACUGUGGGCCAGUGUCUAGAUAGCAUCCAGAGGAUGCGUGCCACCUGUGUUGGUAAUGAAGACCUUCAGAAUGUGGUGAACAAUUUUGUGCAAGGAUUUGCUUUCUAUCAUCUAAAGUUACCUCGUUAUCAUUUGGAGGACUUUGGUGAUUACCGAGAGUGGCUAUCUAAAUGACAUUAAGUUUAUC